This is a messenger RNA of Parastagonospora nodorum SN15, 1797 nucleotides long. RefSeq lists its product as hypothetical. The record is from RefSeq and is a predicted model, not a curated record. Gene Ontology annotation, molecular function: iron ion binding; heme binding; monooxygenase activity. The transcript is spliced from 2 exons. NCBI's taxonomy places the organism in Eukaryota, Fungi, Ascomycota, Dothideomycetes, Pleosporales, Phaeosphaeriaceae. Bases 1 to 1629 code for a protein of 542 amino acids.
AUGAGACUAUCGACCCCGAUGGCUGCCACGGCCGCUAUGGUCGUGUCGGUGCUUGCUUCUUACCUUUUUCCACAGACCUUUGCCUCAGGCACAUUGACAAAACUCUUGUCGCUUUUCAUAACCUGCCACUUCUUCUUUAUCUCCUUUGACAAGCUCAUUAUAUACCCUUUCUUCAUUGACCCAUUGCGACACCUGCCGCAAGCCCCCGGGUUUCGACCACUGGUUGGCCAUGAGUUUACGCUAUUCAAGCGGCCGCUUGGCGAGCCUCAUCUCAAGAUAAUGAAGGAGGUAGACAACGAUGGUCUGAUCUUAACCAGAGGUUUCUUUCAUAGUAACAAGGUCAUUGUGACAAGUACAGCAGCGCUGGCUGAUAUCCUUGUUCACAAGUCAUACGACAUGGAGAAGCCACCUCCGGUGCGAACAUUCUUGAGAAAGUUCCUGGGUGAUGGUCUGCUUAUGACUGAAGGCGACGAGCACAAGCACCACCGGAAGAAUAUCAUGCCAGCCUUUCACUUCCGGCACAUUAAAGAACUCUAUCCCAUCUUCUGGUCCAAGUCAAUUGAGUUCUGCAAUGCAAUGGGAAGGGCGAUCCAGGACAACGACGACAGAGUCCUCGAGAUUGGACAUUACGCGACACAGGUGACGCUCGACAUCAUCGGAUUAGCUGGACUUGGUCGCGACAUCAACUCUCUGCGGAACAGCGAUGAUGAGCUUAUCAAGAUCUAUGAAGAACUCCUAGAACCCAGCACCGAGAAGGGCAUUUACUUUCUCUUGCAUCUGCUCUUCCCAGUCUGGAUCAUUGAGAUGCUCCCUUGGAAGCUAAAUGGGCGGGUAAAAUUCAUGACCACCGAGUUGAAGCGAACUUGUACCGAGUUUGUGGGACAAAAGAAGGCAAAUGCGAAGCUUGAGAGCAAAGAAAGUCUCGACAUACUUUCUAUUAUGCUGCGAAGCAACAACUUUUCCGACAGCAACCUGGUUGAUCAGCUGUUGACCUUCCUGGCAGCUGGUCACGAGACAACUUCGUCCGCCUUGACCUGGUCCGGAUAUCUUUUGUCGACGCAUCCAGAUGUUAAGGCGAAAUUGCGAAACGAAAUAUACAAGCACAUUCCGGAUCCGCAAGCUCUGUCUGACCCCGCCAUGGAUGUUGCAGGCUUGCUCGAAGGCAUGCCCUACCUCAACGCGGUCUGCAACGAAGUGCUCCGUGUGUACCCUACUGUUCCCAUUACGGCACGCUAUGCGGUACGAGACACAAACAUCGCCGGCCAAUACAUCCCUAAAGGCACCGUUUUAUUUAUUCCGCCAUGGGCCAUCAACCGGAAUCCCAAACUAUGGGGCCCAGACUCCGAGAAGUUUGUUCCUGAACGCUGGAUCGAUGAGAAUGGGCGCACGACCAUGAACGGUGGUGCUGAUAGUAAUUAUGCAUUUCUCACUUUCCUUCACGGUCCUCGCGCCUGUAUCGGCGAACGCUUCGCGAGGGCUGAGCUGCGUGCACUUGUCGCAGCUCUCGUCGGAAGUUUUGAUUUUCAGAUGGCUUAUCCGGAUGAGAAAGUCAUUGCUGCCGGAACGAUCACGAGCAAGCCCUUGAAUGGCAUGAGGCUUAAGCUACAGCCGCUUAACUGGGGAGAAUGAUGGGAGGUACGAUCUUCUUCAGCGAGAGAUGGAGUGCGUGUAACAGUCUGACCCUGGUCGUCAAGUGCUCUUUUAUCGAGAGUCCGUCAUGAUGUUGUUCGUAUUUAGUGCGGUUGGAAUUCAUUUACUCCAAAUAUGUAAAUGCUUUAUGAUACAUGUGCUUUCAAA